Drosophila grimshawi is the source of this 768-nucleotide messenger RNA. RefSeq lists its product as uncharacterized. Lineage: Eukaryota; Metazoa; Arthropoda; Insecta; Diptera; Drosophilidae. The record is from RefSeq and is a predicted model, not a curated record. The coding region runs from base 20 to 763 and encodes 247 amino acids. The transcript has 5 exons.
AAUUAAACAGGAUUUAGCAAUGGAUCUGGAUGGGCACGAAAAGGACCGGGCUACUAAAAUUCUAGUGAGGAAGACCUAUAAAGUGACGAUAUUGAUGCUAAUUAUUGGCCAACUUCAGGUCUUUGUCGUAAUGGAAAUCGCAUCUAUUAAGGAGUUUCUGGCGUUUAAUUACCAUAUUAGUUUGCUGCAUUUUUUUGUAAGUUUCAUAUCGAUACAGUUGUACGUGUUCUUUUAUCGCAUCCUCGAGCAAAAGUCAAAGUGGAAACGCACCUUAGCCGACAUUUGGACGUACGAGGUGAACACCCUUUCGAUCAUGAAGCCCGUGAAAAGAGCGCCCUACAUUUGCCUCAUAGUAUCCUCGGUGCUCACCUUCAUGGUCAUGGGCAUCAGUGUGAUGUACGGCAACAUGGCAACUAGCCAUCGUCGUGGACUCUUUAUGAGUCGACGCAACAUCAUUCGUUGGAGCGAGCGAGUAUUUGUGUUAACCUGCUUUGGCAUCAUUCUGUGCUCCGAAAUGAAGCGGUUCAGCAUCGAGAUCCCCAGCCUCUUAAUCUACACCUCGAUGGGCAACAUUUUUGUGGUAAUGUUUGCAGCCUCGAUGCGGAAACCGAACUUUUACCAAUUGGAAAGAAUCGGCGAUCACAUACUCAUUGGCCAGCUGUACUAUCUGAGCUUCUAUGCACUCUACAUGGGAUAUGUGUGGCUGGCUGCAGCCACUAUUCAACUGGCCGAUUGGAAUACAACGUUGGCAAGCCUUACAUAAGGGUC